Molecule: messenger RNA, 1245 nt
Organism: Vigna unguiculata (cowpea)
Lineage: Eukaryota; Viridiplantae; Streptophyta; Magnoliopsida; Fabales; Fabaceae
Product: GDT1-like protein 4
Biological process (GO): Golgi calcium ion homeostasis; Golgi calcium ion transport; calcium ion transmembrane transport
Cellular component (GO): Golgi apparatus
Molecular function (GO): manganese ion transmembrane transporter activity; calcium ion transmembrane transporter activity
Source: RefSeq, a predicted model, not a curated record
GAAGCAUCUUUCUGCUAUGGUUAUUUUUAAUUUUUUUUAUCCAGAUUCUGAGAAGGGAAUUGAAUUCCGUGCUCUGCAGAAAAUACAUUUUUUUUAAAAGAGAAACGCACUCACCCGCACAUGUCACUCUGAGCUUUUGUCACCUUCCUUCUAGCUUCGGUCUCAGGCGACUUUCACUUCAACCAACAACACAACACAGUCUUCAAUCUCUCUCUCUCUCUCCGAGUCCUUCUUCUUCGCUCAGCCAACAUGAGCUCAAUCGUUCAGGGUUUCACGAAGUCCCUGGCCAUGACUAUUCUCUCGGAGAUCGGCGACAAAACAUUUUUCGCUGCUGCGAUACUGGCUAUGAGGCACCCACGGCGUCUAGUCUUAUCAGGUUGCUUAUCAUCUUUGAUUGUGAUGACCAUUCUGUCUGCUCUUGUUGGCUGGGCUGCUCCUAAUCUGAUUUCCCGUACUUGGACUCAUCACAUUACUACAUUGUUAUUCUUGGUGUUUGGGCUUUGGUCCUUGAAAGAUGCAUUAUUUGAACAAGGGGAGGCUGAAGAAUUGGCUGAAGUUGAAGCUAAAUUGGAUAAAGAUUGGAAGGCUAAUAAUGGAGCUGCAAAAAAUAGCAACAAGGUUGAUGAUGCCACUAAAAAGGAGCAGCGGUCAUUUUUAUCUCAGUUUUUCUCUCCUAUCUUUCUACAGGCAUUCUCUAUCACUUUUUUUGGUGAAUGGGGUGACAAAAGCCAGCUGGCUACCAUAGGUUUGGCUGCAGAUGAGAAUCCAUUUGGUGUGGUUCUCGGGGGAAUUCUGGGACAAGCGUUGUGCACCUCUGCUGCUGUUAUUGGAGGGAAGAGUUUAGCUUCUCAGAUAUCCGAAAAAAUUGUUGCACUUUCCGGUGGAAUCCUUUUUAUUGUUUUUGGAAUUCAAUCAUUCCUUUCUCCUGUGGAAUCAUGAAGGGCUGUGCUAUUGGUUAGUGAUUAUUCUUUGUGCACUUUACUAGACAUGAUUGAAAGCAUGUUUGUUGUAAUGAUUGGAAUUGGUUGCCGGAAGACCUCAGCUUCAUGUCUAACCCUCCUGGGUCGUAGAUUUCAUUCUCUUCACCCUUUUGUAGUUCAAAAUAAUGUUAGCACUGUAGAACCAGAGCCAAAUUCAACAUGUCAACUUGAGUGGAUUGUUCUUUUAAGAUAAGCACGUGCCUUUUUACAUAUUCUCUCAUUGUAUUCUUUGCUCCAUCAAUUAAAUCCAUGUGCAAAUUUCCAA